This is a messenger RNA of Rhododendron vialii, 911 nucleotides long. RefSeq lists its product as uncharacterized. The coding region runs from base 1 to 792 and encodes 263 amino acids. NCBI's taxonomy places the organism in Eukaryota, Viridiplantae, Streptophyta, Magnoliopsida, Ericales, Ericaceae. The record is from RefSeq and is a predicted model, not a curated record. The transcript has a single exon.
AUGUCGACUGAAACUGAAAAUGGAAGUGGCAACGGGACCCCCAAUGGCAACAAUGGGCAACCUCCCGUGAUUUUGGCUCAGAAUCCUCCAAUCCCAACCGCGAUGCGUGCGGUUCCUGUGAACCACGGGGAGAAACCCGAGAAAUUCACUGGUGUGGAUUUCAAGAGGUGGCAGCAGAAGAUGCUGUUUUACCUCACGACUCUGAGCCUUGCGAGGUUUUUGAGUGAGGAUGCACCUGUCGUUGCUGAAGAUGAGCAAGACAUGCAAGUCCUGAGGGACCAAAUCACUUGGAAAGAGAACAACUAUUUGUGCAAGAACUAUGUUCUGAACUGUUUGCACGAUGCACUUUACAGCGUGUACUGUGUGAAGAAGUCGGCUAGGGAACUGUGGGAGUCCUUAGACAGAAAGUACAAAACCAAGGAUGCCGGAUCAAAGAAAUUUGUCGUCGGCCGGUUUUUGGACUACAAGAUGGUGGACUCGAAAACUGUGAUCAGUCAAGUCCAAGAACUCCAAGUGAUCUUGCACGAAAUUGCUACCGAAGGGAUGCUGCUGUGUGAGCCUUUCCAAGUGGCAUGCAUGAUAGAAAAGCUGCCCCCUGGUUGGAAAGACUUCAAGUUGUACUUGAAGCACAAGCGAAAGGCUAUGACUAUGGAGGAUCUUAUUGUUAGGCUCCGCAUUGAGGAGGACAAUAAGAUGGCUGAAAGGAGGGUAGGGAGCACCUACGCCGCCAAGGCUAAUGUUGUGGAGCAAGGCCAGUCUUCGGGAAUGAAGAAGCAUCAGUUUGGAAAGUAGUCUGGGAAGCAGUCUGACAAGCAGAAAGGCAAAAAGGUCAAGCUGGGACCUAAAGGAGGCGUUGCCAAGAAAAAGUUUCAAUUUCAAGGCAAGUGCUUCAAUUGUGACAAGGUUGGGCA